Messenger RNA from Enterobius vermicularis (human pinworm), 1398 nucleotides. The record is from the annotation of a GenBank genome assembly. NCBI's taxonomy places the organism in Eukaryota, Metazoa, Nematoda, Chromadorea, Rhabditida, Oxyuridae.
UUAUACUUCGCCAAUGCUUACCUUGUAAAGGACAACCAAAUAAAAGUAACAGUCUUGACAAGGUGCCAGUACCGUCCGCAACUUAAAAUGCAACUUGGAGGUGCGAAACCUGUUGAUAUGAUAUUACAUCCUUUCGAAGAGUGUCCAACUGCCUUCGUGCCGAGGUGUUUAUAUAACGGACAAUACGGAACCGCAAACAAUCUCAACUACUCUCAGAUUGCACUGCUUAUGAAGCGAAAAGAAAAACUGCAUAUCUUCUAUCCUGACCAACCUGAGCGCAAGGUAUCGUUGGACUUAACCGAUUCUAGACUGCAGACACCUCAACGCAGAUUAACCGUUUGUGCGCCUCCGAUUGAGCAUUAUGCUACAUGGACCGUUUUACCAAGAUCCUUUUAUACUACUGCUGCAAUACAACACUUCUUUAAUAAGCAAAGUCAAAAACAGAUGUGGAUUAACCAUGGAGCGACAAAAUUUAUUUUCUAUCAACAGACCUUUUCAAAAGAAGUAGAUGCACUCAUCAGAAUGUACGAACACGAUAAGACCAUCGAGAUUGAAAGGGUACCGUGGGGCAUAAUUCCAUUACCUGAAAACACUCCGGAAGAAGAAGACCCAAACAAGCAAGUAUAUCGAGCUGAGCAAGUGUUGGCCUGGAAUGACUGCAUUCUUCGUUCAAGAGGAAAGACAGAAUAUCUUGCCUUAGCCGACUUUGACGAGGUUUUUGUAUUGUACAAUAAUCAGUCAUUCCUCUCAUUCCUUGACAGCUUGUUGGAAAAAGAACCAAAUGCGGGAUCUUUUUCGUUUUUGAGUGCUACAGCUUUUAUGCAGGUUACCAAUCAAGUGUUUAAUCAACAUACCUAUUCGAAUGCAACUAACCCAUCACAAAUUCAGUUUGACGAUCAUUACGAAAUUCAGGUAGAAAAUCAAGUCUUCCCGCACGGAUCAAUGAGCAAGGUGGUAGUUAUCCCAGAAAGAAUAAAGUCUGAAAUAGUGCACGAAUCUUUAAGUAUGGAAAAGCCAUUUACGAAACAUGUUGUUGACCCGAAAGUAGGCAAGAUUUUACAUCUAAGGCUGGAACGUCUGAUGUACGAUAUGACCGAUCUGCACGUCCCGACUACAGUUGUUGCGAGGUAUGUUCCGGCAUGGAGCCGAAGAUAUAAGGAAGUCCUGAACAAAGAAAUGGAAAGAUUGAGAAAUUCAACUUCGAUUGCAGGGUUGACUUUAAAAACGCAGCAAUGGAAAAAUAAUGGCAUCGAGGCAAUGAAAGAGUUAACGAGCUGCUUUGACGCGCUCUGGAAUGAAGAUAAAGUAUGUCCGACGCGACACAGAUGUCUUGCUCGUUUGCAAACUAUGAAGUACAACGAAUGGGUUUCUGGCGGAAGUAACUGGGCUGUUUUAUAA